Messenger RNA from Macrobrachium nipponense, 1272 nucleotides. RefSeq lists its product as uncharacterized. Lineage: Eukaryota; Metazoa; Arthropoda; Malacostraca; Decapoda; Palaemonidae. The transcript has 8 exons. The coding region runs from base 1 to 1005 and encodes 334 amino acids. The record is from RefSeq and is a predicted model, not a curated record.
AUGAGAGACCAGCCAUAUGUCAAGAUAACCAUCAGCUCAUCUCUGUUCUUUAUGGAAAAUGACAAACGUAGGGAAUGUCAUGACUUCCAAGCUGUGUAUAAUGCUGUGACAGUUUAUUUCAUCUGCCCCACAGGUGAUGGGUCUUCACAGGACAUUUUUAGGGCUCAACUACAGUUGACAAACCCAGGAGCAACAGGGGAGGAGAAUUACGAUGAGGAUGACUACUUUCAAGAGGGUUACUUGGACGACUACUUCUCAGAAAAUCCGUACGAGGAAUUCGCCAUAAGACACGCUCCGUUCCUCAGAUUCCACAAGAUUGAAGGCAUCGAUGACUAUUGCUUCCCUGGAGAUGCGGCUGAGUACUAUGACCUGCGCGAUGCCGGCGAAUGGUCGAGGGUCUGCAACAUGAACUACACUUCUGUCCAGGAGGGAGACAUCCCGACUUACUGGCACGCCCAAGUGUGUGGUGAUCACCUCCAUAUUGCCUAUUGGAACUUUUAUGGAUACAACCACAAAUGCGAUGGGGUCUCCGGAGAGCGGGACGCCUGGUGGGAAUUCAUUGUCGUCAAGGUUCGCCUUUGGCAAACUCAUGCCCACAUGCACGAGGUCAUGUUCGGUCAGAAGCACGGAUGGUACACCCGUAUUCCCGGUCGCUACAGCGUCAAUGAAGACACCCACCCCGUGGCUUACGUAGGACGCGCUAGUCACGGCUUCUAUCACGACGAUGGUGGCACUGACACCUGCUGCUACUUCGAAGAUACCAGAAACCCAGGUCAUCCUGACCACUGGAUGCGAACUUGGUACAACCUGGUGGAGCUCAAGAGAGAUGGGACGGGUGAGCCUUGGAUGACUGACCCUGGAACUGACCACUGGAGUGGCAUCCUGGCUCCUACCUACAGGGACGACUGGGAUCUCUGCUCGCUCGUCGGCUGCACAGGGUCUUUCCUGCAGGUGUGCACGACUUGCGGAUGCCACAAGAGCGAUAUAGCUGAUGACCCCUUCUAAGCCCUUACCCAUCAAGACAUCUCGAAUAGUACAUCUGGAAAUAAGAAACCUAGUCAAACACAUUGGCAUUGUAUCGAGCUCUCGGAAUACCUCCUUUUAAUUUAAGUUUAGUUUUUCUUUGUAUCUAAGAAAUUAAGGACAAAAGACACCAUCAGCGCUUCCUUGAAAUAUCACGAAAGUACAGCGUUUGGUAAAAGCUUGGCUGGCCAGAUGAUGUCAAUAGAACCAAUUAAAAUAAAUCGCGUGGAAUGAUCCCUUUAACCUCAA